AUGACCGUUCUACCGGAUAUCAAGGCGACACCAAUUCGUACUAUUCAAUCAUCUCGAUUAUCUCGAACACAGUCAUUACCAAAAUUAAGCGAGCCAAAUGCGAUUAUUGAGAGAAAACCAUCAUCACGAAAAAAUGAGAUACGUACUUCAAUACCACCACAACGUACUAAAACACCAAAAAUAAAAAUUGUUGCCCGACAUAGUCUAUUAAAACAACGAUUUCCAAAAACCGAUGGAGCUAAACAAUAUAAUUUUAUCUGGAAACCAUUUGUAAAAGAACCGUACGAUUACGAUUAUCAAUGGGAACCAGUUCUUCGUGAAGAUAUACGACAUCAAUAUGAUAAUUAUAUACCACCUGAAAAAAUUAUUGCUAGUCGUCCUGAUGAUCCGUAUGCAAUGACUACUUAUUUUGAAACAGAAGAUAGACACUACCAAAAUUAUACACGUCAUCAACAAAUGAAACAAGCACAAUGGAAUAGAGAUCAUAUUGAAUAUACAAUUUAUCCCUAUUCUAAGAUAGAUGAGAGAGAAAUGUAUAAUAAACGAAUACGAUCAACGUUGAAAGAACAAAUGGAACAAAAAACGCUUUCAGAUAAAUCUAUUCUUAUGGAGAAGAAUCAUGAAACAUUAAUGGCAAUUGAACAAGAUCGACAUGAUUUAGAACAUGAUAAACAAAAACAAAUAGCAAGAUCAAAAAUUUUGUUAAAUGUUACAGCUAAUAAUAAAAAGUUAAUGGAAAAUAAAUGGGACUAUGACAAUUGGAACAGAAAAUAUCAAUGGCAUGUUGAUCGAAGUAUUUUAAUGGAUGAUCCUAUUAAUUGGAGUAAAACUAUGACAUAA
This is a messenger RNA of Didymodactylos carnosus, 840 nucleotides long. The record is from the annotation of a GenBank genome assembly. NCBI's taxonomy places the organism in Eukaryota, Metazoa, Rotifera, Eurotatoria, Philodinida, Philodinidae.